AUGCUCUACUCCUCGGACAACACGACUUUGCUGAACCCUGGCAACCCAAAAAUGACUCCAGAUGACAACGAGAUCCAUCUGACGUCAACUCCACUUGUCUUUCAAAAUUCCACGUGUCUGCUCAACGCGUUGCUCCAACUCUGGCUCAUUUUCCAUCUCGCCUUCUCAGAGCCAAAGAUAUUCACGGAAUUCCGAGACAUUUCGAAAAUUUUCCGCAUUUUUCCGAUUUCCAGUAUCAUCCGAUCGAUUUCUUUUAUUUUGGCUUCUAUCUACCUCUCUUUCUAUCCACCAGGCACAUCUGAGUAUACAGUAAUCUCCACUGGAUUACUGUAUAUUGAUUAUUGUUGUAAUUAUAUGUGUAUGUUGCUGAUACUACUCGCUUCAGUCAAUCGAGUACUAUUUUUUAUCAAACCCCGCUAUUUCAAAAAAUGUUUCCCAAGUGGUGAAGUCGGAAUAUACUCGUGGUUGGUAUCCGCCGCGGCACUCGCUUUUUGGGGGUCUAUUCUAUUUGUUAAAGGAGCACAACCCGUGAAAAUCAACUAUUUUGAGUGUAUUGGCUUUGUGGCGGUUGGAGAUGGGAGUAUUUGGCAUAAGUUCCUCACCAUUCUCGUCUACACAGUCCUAAUCGGUUCUCUCAUCUGCUACAGUUUCAUCUAUCGUUAUCUCCAUAAAAUGUCGCGUACCAUCUCUGCACCAAGAAACCGUAACCCCCACAAGCAGAAAAUGUUCCAACAAGUGCUGGUCACCGCUGUGGUCUAUCUGAUCGUCCAACUAUUCAACGAAUUUAUAUAUUUCAAAAAUCUCACUGAAUUCUGGAAAUUUCAGACAACUUUUGUGAAUUUAUUCAAUGUAUCCAGUUUUAUUCCGGAAAUGGUCAUUCCGUUAUGGUCACUUGCUGAUUGGCUGAAAAUUAAAUAUAUUGCUUGGAUCACGUCGGAGAAUACUAUUCCUGUUUAUACGAUUCCGAAUAAUGUGUUAUGA
Messenger RNA from Caenorhabditis remanei, 981 nucleotides. RefSeq lists its product as uncharacterized. NCBI's taxonomy places the organism in Eukaryota, Metazoa, Nematoda, Chromadorea, Rhabditida, Rhabditidae. The transcript is spliced from 3 exons. Bases 1 to 981 code for a protein of 326 amino acids. The record is from RefSeq and is a predicted model, not a curated record.